This is a messenger RNA of Salvia splendens (bonfire salvia), 1029 nucleotides long. RefSeq names its product senescence-specific cysteine protease SAG39. NCBI's taxonomy places the organism in Eukaryota, Viridiplantae, Streptophyta, Magnoliopsida, Lamiales, Lamiaceae. The record is from RefSeq and is a predicted model, not a curated record. Gene Ontology annotation, molecular function: cysteine-type peptidase activity. Bases 1 to 1029 code for a protein of 342 amino acids. Gene Ontology annotation, biological process: proteolysis. The transcript has 2 exons.
AUGGCUUUGGCAUCUUCUUGGAAGCUUCUUAUUGCAUCAAUCGUGCUGUUUCAACUCUGCAAUUCUCUAGCAUCGGCACGAACAGUACCUGAUGCAUCCAUGGUAGAGAUGCAUGAGAAAUGGAUGUUGGAGAACGGCCGUGUGUACAAAGAUGAAGCGGAGAAGGCCAAAAGAUUCAAUAUAUUCAAGGAGAAUGCUGAGUAUAUUGAGUCGUUUAACGAGGAAGGUGGUCGGACUUACAAACUUGCCAUCAACAAAUUUGCUGAUCUAACGAAUGAUGAAUUCAAGAAUUCUAGAAACGGAUUCAUGAUGCCUUCUCAUUCAAAAUCGCCUAAGGUUUCUUCGUCGUUUAGGUAUGCAAAUGUGAGUGCAGCUCCCGCUGGCGUGGAUUGGAGAAAGAAAGGAGCCGUUACAGCUAUAAAGGAUCAAGGCCAAUGUGGAUGUUGUUGGGCAUUUUCAGCGGUUGCAGCUACAGAAGGAAUCAACCAGAUAAAGACAGGGAAUCUAAUCUCGCUAUCCGAACAACAACUUGUUGACUGUGACACAAGCGAGGACGAGGGCUGCAACGGUGGACUAAUGGAUGACGCGUUUCAGUAUAUCAUUAACAACAAAGGCCUCACAACCGAAAAAAACUACCCAUACCAAGGAGUGGAUGGCACGUGCAACUCGAAGAAGGAAUCAUCUGACGCAGCCAGGAUCACAGGGUACGAGGAUGUGCCUGCCAACAGUGAAUCGUCUCUGCUCAAAGCAGUGGCGAAUCAGCCAGUAUCAGUGGCUAUUGAUGCGAGUGGUUCGGACUUCCAGUUCUAUUCGAGUGGAGUCUUCACUGGCGAGUGUGGGACGGAUCUAGACCAUGGAGUGACUGCAGUUGGAUAUGGGGCGGCCAGCAAUGGGACCAAGUAUUGGAUCGUGAAGAACUCGUGGGGAACGAGCUGGGGCGAAAAUGGAUACAUCUUGAUGCAGAGGGAUAUUGGAGCUGCACAAGGUAUCUGUGGCAUUGCCAUGCAAGCUUCAUAUCCAACUGCUUGA